AUGUGGGCCCCGAUUACUGCCACCUUCCUCAUCUAUUGGCUCAUCUACCGCCCGGAUCGCUUCCACCCACGCACGGACUCCGCCGUCCUCGCCACCUUCCACAUCACCAACGACAGUCUCCGGUAUGACCUCGCCGUCGACCUCAGCUUCCGGAACACGCAGCGCGUCUCAAUCCUCUACCUGGACGUCGCGGCAUCCAUGUACUACAACGGUACCAGGCUUGGCCCCACCGACGACGCGCUCCCGAGCUUCCGCCAGGGACCCAAGAACACAAUUGUGUUACAUCCAGCGUUCAAUGGCGUGGUGACCGUGGACUCCGGCGUGGUGGCAGAGCUGGAGAGGGAGCGCGCGGCGGGGACGGUGCACCUGAGGGUCACCGUGUCGCUCACGCUCAUGUACAAGGUGUUGUUCAUCAAGGACAUCUUCUUCUACAAGUACGACUGCUGGCUCUGGUUCCCGCCGCCGAGCAACAGCACGCCGGUGCUCUUUUACGGCGACGGCACCAAGUGCUGGCGCAUUUGA
Triticum turgidum subsp. durum (durum wheat) is the source of this 522-nucleotide messenger RNA. The record is from the annotation of a GenBank genome assembly. Lineage: Eukaryota; Viridiplantae; Streptophyta; Magnoliopsida; Poales; Poaceae.